Pestalotiopsis fici W106-1 is the source of this 2889-nucleotide messenger RNA. RefSeq lists its product as uncharacterized. Gene Ontology annotation, molecular function: microtubule minus-end binding; gamma-tubulin binding. The transcript has 2 exons. Gene Ontology annotation, cellular component: gamma-tubulin small complex; centrosome; equatorial microtubule organizing center. The record is from RefSeq and is a predicted model, not a curated record. The coding region runs from base 1 to 2889 and encodes 962 amino acids. Gene Ontology annotation, biological process: mitotic cell cycle; microtubule nucleation; cytoplasmic microtubule organization. NCBI's taxonomy places the organism in Eukaryota, Fungi, Ascomycota, Sordariomycetes, Amphisphaeriales, Sporocadaceae.
AUGUCGGCCGCAUCAUCCCAAGAUAAGGAGAAACAGGCCCGGAAAAUCAGCUACGGUGUUGACCGGUUGAUUGCCUAUGUAGCACCUCCACCGAAAGACAUCCCAAAAGAGCAGUACCAAAGCUGGGCAGAUUCACACGCAGGCAAUAUUCAUACCUUCUUGCAGGACAAUGCUUCACCUACUGUCGCAUCCGACGUCAACCAUGCCUCGGACCUUAUCAAGCGCAAGCUCAUCGCAACGAGUCCUGCGCAGGCGCUGCGCUUCUCAAACCUGUACUCACGACUGCUGGCAUUGCCAGUCUUGAAUCAGAAAUGGGCAAUACUGUCUCUGCUCAAUAACCUGGCGGACUCGCCAAACCAGGACGAGGAUGAUCCGGUCGCAUACCAAGAAUAUAUACAAGAGGAGCGUGAGGCGAGGCAGGAAGCCAAGCUAGAGAAGAGACGACAGUCUCGCGCUGAAGCAAGCAGACACCCAGCAGAACUCGAGGCUGUCAGAAGCCCAAGGGAAGCCGCGCUCAAAAUCACCACCGACACCGAUACUUUUCCCACCGCCGGCGGCCUAAAGAGAGUGGUGGAAAGAGCUCGGGGUCUCCGAGAUCAACCACAGGAAGAGUACGAGUCCAAUCAGGAUAAUCUCAUUUCAGCGAGUGGUUCACGACCAGCCUCCUCCAUGGGCGAGCAUAAGCGCAAAGCCACCAUGGACAGGAUGCCUCAGAGCCCUAGUAAACCAAGAGACGUCGUGAUCAAGUCUAGUCAAUUAUCAGACAACUAUUCCAGCAUUGACCCGACUGAACCAGUCCUAUUGCGCGAUCUGCCAUACACAUUGCAAGGGCUCUCAUCAACGAGUCUACCAUUUGGAAAAGACUAUACGCUCAAGCUUCCACGUACUUUGCCGACACCUAUUGUCUCCAUCUUGAACACACUUGCAGAACCUUCUCUUCUCUACCGGACCCUGGAGGACUUUGUCAAAACGCCAGCCAGAGGUCUCUUGAAUCAAAGUCUUCGUGCUGCCAUUAGCAAUGAGCUUCGCGCUUACUUGACACUGAUUGCGACACUCGAAGGACAGAUAAGACUGGCUCUCGCGACUAUUGACGACAACGCCCCACGCAGCGGCAUUGGUAAAGCAGGCGUCACCUUGAAACGUUGCGUGGUAUGGACCAGAGAGGCCACCAUGGGACUGCGGCUCAUGAGUUUGAUAGCAGAGGAAUCGAAAAGCAAAAAGGGCGGCCAGCUCAUCUCGUUGAUCCAUUCCUUCUCCUCACUCCAUGGCGACCCGGUCGUUGCAGCAUUUGCCGAGAGGCUCCUGACCCCAGUCACACGGCCUUUCUACGAUGUUUUGAGGCAUUGGAUUUAUGACGGCGAGCUAUCGGACCCCUUCCAAGAGUUCUUCGUACGAGAGCAGUCACCUGAACAGAUGCCAAAGGGCAAGUCUGGCUCCACCAAUGUAUGGGAGGACAAAUAUGUUGUUCAAGAGUCCAUGAUUCCCUCUAUCAUGUCCGCAGAUUUUGCCGAAAAGAUUUUUCUGAUCGGCAAAUCCCUCAACUUCAUCCGACAUUCAUGUGGCGAUGCUCACUGGGUAGAGUCCUACAGUAAAGAAUCUUCAAAAGAGUUGCGAUAUGGAGAUACGGAGACUCUAGAAUCAUGGAUUGAUGAUGCAUACAAGACGACAAUGCGUCGCUUGCUCCAUCUCAUGACUCAAAAAUUUCACCUCUUCGACCAUCUCCGAGCUCUGAAGUCUUACAUCUUGCUAGGUCAAGGCGACUUCAUCGCUCUGCUCAUGGAGUCUCUAUCUGGAAAUCUCGACCGCCCAGCUGGCGCUCAGUACAGACACACGUUGACGGCGCAAUUAGAGCAUGCCAUACGCGGCUCUAACGCGCAGUACGACUCGCCCGAAGUACUCAAGAGGCUUGACGCGCGAAUGCUCCAGCUCACGCACGGCGACAUCGGCUGGGAUUGCUUUACGCUCGAGUACAAGAUUGACGCACCCUGCGACGUUGUCGUUUCAGAUUGGGGUGCUCGCCAGUAUCUAAAGGUGUUCAAUUUCCUAUGGCGAGUCAAGCGCGUCGAGUUCGCCCUGUCUUCAUCCUGGCGCAAGGUAACCACGGGCUCGCGCGGCGUGCUACAGACGCGCCACCGCACAGUCCAGCAGACGUGGAAGACAACACGCGGCAUUCUAGCUGAGAUGGUCCACUUUGUUGGUCAGCUGCAAUAUUACAUCCUUUUCGAAGUCAUUGAGUCGUCGUGGACUGAGCUACAGCGCCGGCUUACCAAAGAGGACUGUACCCUCGACGAUAUUAUUCAUGCUCAUACGAAAUAUCUCGAAUCCAUCACGCACAAGGGCCUCCUUGGCGUCCGCCGCCGCCGUUUUGGUGGCGGCGAAAAGGACGAGGACGAGAACUCGUAUAUGAUCCAGCUCUCGGAACUACUCCGCACCAUGCUCGCGUAUCGCGAUUCAGUCGAUGGCCUGUACUCGUGGUCCGUUUCCGACUUCACUCAGCGCCAGGAGGCCGACUUCCAGAACAAUGCCGUCUCGUCUCAUCCCAACGUGACGACUCGGCCAUCGCGCGCCAAUCCCCAUCCCUCUGAAGAGGAUGACGAGCAAGCUGUCCCGGGCGGCGAUGGCAGCGAGUUCCCCGCCCUCCAGGAGCGCCUCAAGCACCUAGGUGACCGCUUUAGAAACCAGCUUCAAAUUCUGCUGGGCGACCUGGCUUAUCAGUCUGAUGUCGAUUUGCGAUUCCUUGGCGUCGCCAUGAACUUCAAUGACGUAUAUCAGCCCAUUAGGAAAAAGGCCAAGGGAAUCUCUGUGAGCACGACCAGGACUGCCGCCGGGGCAGUGGGAGGAGGCGGCGGGCAAGCAGGCCUUAUGGAUAGUAGCAAGAUCUCCAAAUGA